AUGGUCAAGAUCGAGCCGUUCCAGGUGGAACAAUGGAUGGACACCUACGAGACGACGGCCGGUGUGCUCAACAUAGCCGAGACCUGCGCGGCCUCUCUGUCGAUUGCUGACUUGGCCGGCCUAGCCGUGCCCACGGGCGUGGACGGCACGACGAGCGUUCCGGCCGCCGAUCCGUUGUCAGCGCUGGCCACAACACGGCUGACCUACGGCGCCAUCCAGGGGUCCUCGACGCUGCGGAAGCACGUGGCAGAGCUGUUCGACGAGGGCAAGGACGCCAACGUACCGCCGCUGCCGGCCGACAGUGUUGUCGUCACGCAGGGUGCCAUUGCCGCCAACCACCUCGUAUUCUACACGCUGCUCGGCCCCGGCGACCAUGCCAUUUGUGUAUACCCGACAUACCAGCAGCUGUACGGUGUUCCGCAGAGCCUGGGUGCCGAGGUGUCGCUCUGGAAGCUGACGCUGGAGAAGGGCUAUGUGCCGGACACGGCCGAGCUGGAGAAUUUGGUCCGGCCAAAUACAAAGUGGCUCCAGAUGAUCAUUGUCAACAACCCGAACAAUCCGAUGGGGGUGCCCAUUCCACGCGCCGUGCUGGAAGCGAUUGUCCGCUUCGCGAGGGCGCGUGACAUCAUCAUCCUGUCUGACGAGGUGUAUCUUCCCCUGACCCAUGGUGGUAUGUUGGCGCCAGACCCGGACGAGAGCCACUAUGCGGCGGCCUUGACGCUGGACGAGGCAUCCGAGCCCCGUGUUCCGCCGCCGCCGCCCCCGAGCAUCCUGACGCUCGGCUACGACAAGGCGAUCGCGACGGGCUCCAUGUCCAAGGCCUUUGCGCUGGCAGGCCUCCGGCUGGGCUGGGUGGCGUCCCGCGACAGGGCGCUUGUCGACGCCAUUCUGGCCGCGCGUGACUACACCACCAUCAGCGUCUCGCAGCUGGACGACGGCAUCGCACGCUACGCGCUCUCGGACUCGGUGCGCGACUCGCUUCUGCGCCGCAACAAUGACCUGGCGCGGCGAAACAUUCGUCACUUGAACCGGUUUGUGGGGAAGUGGGAGAGCAAGGGCCGCGUGCGGGUUGCGUGGGUGCCGCCGACAGCAGGCACGACUGCGUUUGUGCAGUUUUCCACGGUGGCCAGCGGCGACGACAGCAGCGCAGCUGCGACACCGGUCGACGACAAGCAGUUCUGCCUCGACGUGCUGCACGCAACGCAAGUCCUGAUGGUGCCGGGAUCGCUUUGUUUUGGCCAUGGCAAAGACUUCAAGGGCUAUGUGCGCAUUGGCUACGUGGGCGAGACGGCCGUGCUGGUCGAGGCGCUGUCAAAGCUGGACCGGUAUCUGGAGAACAACCUGGCGUAG
Messenger RNA from Sporothrix brasiliensis 5110, 1350 nucleotides. Its product is annotated as aminotransferase. Bases 1 to 1350 code for a protein of 449 amino acids. Gene Ontology annotation, molecular function: pyridoxal phosphate binding; catalytic activity. The transcript is spliced from 2 exons. Gene Ontology annotation, biological process: biosynthetic process. Lineage: Eukaryota; Fungi; Ascomycota; Sordariomycetes; Ophiostomatales; Ophiostomataceae. The record is from RefSeq and is a predicted model, not a curated record.